AGCUCCGACCCGGCCUGACCAGUCGCUACCGGUCCCUGCGGAUGGCGAUGUUGUAACAUUGCGGAUGCGGGGAGAACACCAUUAGACGAGAUGCCGAACAGUCCUCAUCGGCGUCUUUAGACCGGGCGAGCUCAAAGCUCCUCUCUCGCUGCUCUGCGUGUGCGGUCCGCGGGGCGCCGAAUGACCGCCGCCCGGACACGCUGACGUUCCCCCUGCGGCCGCAUGCAGACAUGCAGGUGAAAAAUCAGAUGUGCGGCGAGCGCAUCGGCGGCGGCGACGACGAUCCGGAACAGGACGACGUCAGCCAGAAGAAGACCUCGUGUUUUUCCAACAUCAAGAUCUUCCUGCUGUCGGAAUGCGCGCUCAUGCUGGCCCAAGGAACCGUGGGCGCCUAUCUGGUAAGCGUCCUGACCACGCUGGAGAGACGCUUCAACCUGCAGAGCGCCGACGUGGGCGUUAUCGCCAGCAGCUUUGAGAUCGGCAACCUGGCCCUCAUCCUCUUCGUCAGCUACUUCGGCGCCAAAGCCCACCGGCCGCGGCUGAUCGGCUGUGGCGGCAUCGUCAUGGCGCUGGGGGCGCUUCUGUCCGCUCUGCCCGAGUUUCUCACCCAACAGUACGAGUACGACGCCGGUGACUCCUGGCACGCCGAGGAGGGCCGGGACGUGUGCUCCAAUAGCUCCCGCUCGGAGAACGACGACUCGGCGUACAAGUGCGGCGACCGGGCCAACACCAACAUGAUGUACCUGCUGCUAAUCGGCGCCCAGGUGCUGCUGGGCAUCGGCGCUACCCCCGUCCAGCCUCUGGGAGUGUCCUACAUUGACGACCACGUCCACAGGAAGGACUCCUCUCUGUAUAUAGGUAUUUUAUUUUCCACCCUAGUGUUUGGGCCCGCUUGCGGCUUCAUCUUGGGUUCCGUCUGUACCAAAGUUUACGUACAUGCCGACUUCAUCGACACCAGUAAACUGGACAUCACCCCAGAAGACCCUCGCUGGAUCGGGGCCUGGUGGGGGGGCUUCCUCCUGUGCGGUGCCUUACUAUUCCUGUCGGCCCUUUUCAUGUUCGGUUUCCCUCAGUCCCUUGACGAGCAAGGCCUGGACGGCGGGGGGGAAAGCGAGCAGGCCAUGCUGCCGUCCCCCCUAAGUCUGGACUACCAGGCUAAAGCCAAAGGGGGCAUCCACGGCUUCGACCUGAACAGCGGACUAUCCGUAUGCCAGCAUCUCAGAGUGAUCCCGCGGGUAACCCGGCACCUUCUAUCCAACCCGGUGUUCAGCUGUAUAACGUUAGCGGCUUGCAUGGAGAUCGCCGUAGUGGCCGGUUUCGCCGCCUUCCUGGGAAAAUAUCUGGAGCAGCAGUUCAACCUCACCACAUCCUCAGCUAAUCAGUUGCUAGGGAUGACGGCCAUCCCAUGCGCCUGCCUUGGUAUCUUCUUGGGUGGGCUGCUGGUGAAGAAGCUGAACCUCUCAGCCUUGGGCGCCGUGCGUAUGGCUAUGGGCGUCAACCUGGUGUCCACGGCCUGUUACGUCUCUUUUCUCUUCCUGGGGUGCGACACUGGCCCCGUCGCUGGGGUAACGGUCGCCUACGGCAAUGAGACGCUGCGGCACUGGCAGCGACCCGAGUCUCCUUGCAUCAGCAGCUGCAAUUGCUACACGGCUUCCGUUAGCCCGGUGUGCGGCUCCAACGCCAUCACUUACCUUUCUGCCUGCUUUGCCGGCUGCACCAAGCCGAACCUGACAGGUUGCACGUGCAUAUCGAGCAGCGCGGAGGAGGCGGUGGCCCUCCCGGGCAAGUGUCCGAGUCCGGGCUGCCAACAGGCCUUCCUCACCUUCCUGUGCGUCAUCUGCUUGUGCAGCAUGAUCGGAGCCAUGGCCCAGACGCCCUCUGUCAUCAUCCUCAUCAGAACGGUGAGUCCAGACCUGAAGUCGUAUGCUUUGGGAGUCCUUUUCCUGCUCCUCAGGCUAAUCGGCUUCAUCCCACCGCCGCUGAUCUUCGGCAUGGGCAUCGACUCGACCUGCCUGUUCUGGAGUUCGGUAUGCGGCGAGAAGGGCGCCUGUAUGCUAUACGAUAACGUGGCUUAUCGCCACCUGUACGUUAGCAUCGCCAUCGCGCUCAAGUCGUCCGCCUUCCUGCUGUACGCCACCACGUGGCAGUGCUUGAGGCGCAACUACAGGAAGUACAUCAAGAGCAGCGAGGGCUUCCUGACGCCCACCGAGCUCUUCUCCUCAAACGUGACUCUGGACCGCCUGGGCAAGGAAGCGGCCCACUCGGACGCCGCCAGCCGGACCAAGUUCGUGUUCACCUUGGAAGACCAGGAGGGGUGCGACAACAUGGAGUCCGUCUUGUAGUCCCGACCUCGUUCACUCAUUGGCUGCUGUUAAUAGCGAUAGAUGUCCAAUCCACUUGAAGUGGGAGUUUGGCAGCGAACGUUUGCUGCCAAACUCCCACUUCAAGUGGAUUGGACAUCUGUCGUUGUCAAUAGCAGCUAACGAGUUGUCUCAUUUUCCUCUUGGCCGCACAUGAAGGUUGCACUAAAA
This is a messenger RNA of Corythoichthys intestinalis (scribbled pipefish), 2531 nucleotides long. Its product is annotated as solute carrier organic anion transporter family member 3A1-like. Gene Ontology annotation, molecular function: protein binding. Gene Ontology annotation, cellular component: plasma membrane. The record is from RefSeq and is a predicted model, not a curated record. The coding region runs from base 231 to 2342 and encodes 703 amino acids. Lineage: Eukaryota; Metazoa; Chordata; Actinopteri; Syngnathiformes; Syngnathidae. The transcript has 10 exons. Gene Ontology annotation, biological process: prostaglandin transport; sodium-independent organic anion transport; transmembrane transport.